AUGAACAUCAAGGGACUCUUCGCGCUCACUGUUGUCGCUCUCGUCGGCAUGGCCAAUACUGAGGCUGCCGUGAGCGAAGACCACGUCGCUCGUGAGCUGCAGGUCGCUGACUUCAGCACGAAGCUGCUAAACGCUGUGAACGCCAAGCGCGCUGAGAAGGGGCUCAAGGCUACCAGCGUUGACGCGGUCGUGGCGACGUGGAUCAAGUCCUUGAGCGCGUACCUGUACGACGACCUCAAGUUCAUCGGCCCGGGCUACGCCUACGACAAGACCAAGGUGUACAAGCACUACUGGGUGCUCGACCUGGCCAACGCUGCCGGUGAGUCGUGCGCUUAA
This is a messenger RNA of Phytophthora sojae, 336 nucleotides long. RefSeq lists its product as hypothetical. Bases 1 to 336 code for a protein of 111 amino acids. The transcript is spliced from 2 exons. Lineage: Eukaryota; Oomycota; Peronosporomycetes; Peronosporales; Peronosporaceae. The record is from RefSeq and is a predicted model, not a curated record.